GGUCAUGUGUCACAUCUUUGUCGCCACACUUACAAACACGUUAUUUUUACUUGUGGCCGUCGGCAGCUGACAUGGACCACAUUAAAGAUGGAUGGUUUACAGAAAUGUGCACGUUAUGGCCCGGGCAAGCGAUGAGCCUCCAAGUGGAAGAGGUCCUCUACGACAAGAAAUCCAAAUUUCAAGAUGUUAUGGUUUUUAAGAGUAAAACCUACGGGAAUGUCUUGGUGCUGGAUGGAGUGAUCCAGUGCACAGAGAGAGAUGAGUUUGCCUAUCAAGAGAUGAUUGCCAACCUUCCCCUGUGCAGCCACCCCUGCCCCAAGAAGGUGCUCAUUAUUGGCGGUGGUGAUGGCGGUGUGCUGAGGGAAGUGGUGAAGAAUACACUGGUGGAGUCUGUGGUCCUGUGUGAGAUAGACGAGGAUGUCAUUAAUGUAGCGAAGAAGUUCCUCCCAGGGAUGGCCAAAGGGUUUUUCAGCCCCAAGCUCACCCUCCAUGUUGGAGACGGCUUUGAAUUCAUGAAGCAGAACCAGGAUGCCUUCGACGUCAUUAUAACCGAUUCCUCGGACCCUGUCGGCCCUGCUGAGAGUUUGUUCAAGGAGUCUUACUAUCAACUGAUGAAGGCAGCAUUGAGAAACGGUGGAAUUCUUUGUUCCCAGGGAGAGUGUCAAUGGCUCCAUUUGGAGCUGAUAAAGGAGAUGCGAACCUUCUGCAAGACCCUAUUCCCUGUGGUGGAAUAUGCCUACAGCACCAUACCAACUUAUCCCAGUGGCCAAAUUGGAUUCAUGCUCUGCAGUAAAAAUCCUGAAACAAAUUUCAAGGACCCAGUGAAAUCACUGGCAAAAGAAGAAAUGGAAACUAUGAACCUUAAAUAUUACAAUCCUGAAAUUCACAAAGCAUCAUUCGUCCUCCCUGAGUUUGCAAGAAAGGUACUCAGUGACGCAUGACCAGCAACAAGAGACCACCAUGUUCAUCCUCUACCUGGCCCUUAGACCACAGAUAAACAACCUUGUUCUGCGGCUUCUUCACCUCCUCAACACAGUUCAGCACCACUGAAGAAGAAAGUGGCCUCCUAAAGAUUUUGUGGGUGUGGGCAACUAAUAAUCAGUGGGUGGGUACUUUAUACAGAUAAAGUGUUCGUAUUCACUCUGGUGUUUUCUUUCCUUCCAGUCUUACAUGCUCUCAGUGUUUAUUUAUUUUUCUGAUGUAUUUGGUUUUUCAUUUUUACUCUGUAAUUGUCUUAUCAGCUUUUUUUUUUUUUUUUUUGGAAGAGCAGUUUAAUGGGCUUGGCUGAGUGGGAAGAACAUUGCCAUCAAACCUGACCUCACUCUGAAACUGUGUACUGUUUAUUGGAUUCUUUGCAUCUACACAUUAUGCAAUAUAUUACAUACCAUAUAGAGUAUGUAUAUGUAGGUAUUGCUGUACUUUUAUUUGUAAUGUUUAAUAUCAGUUUGUGCUCAUAGGAAAAUACACGGUUGCCAUUUGUCAUGACUUUAUAUUCAGAAUACUAAUGUGUCCUCCACACAUGAACCCUAUAGUGCCUGAAAUUGGUUGUUUGUCGUUUAAAAAGAAAACUUGUUAUGUAUCUAUCAUAGCGUACCAGGCAGAUAGUGUCCUAGAUGAAAGCUCAAGUGUUAAAAUAAAAUUGGCACUUCAAAAAAUAUCACCAACUGAAGAUUUAAUAAGUUUAGUUGAUAAUUUAAUUGAUGCCCAGCUUUGACCAUCCAUUUGAUAUGGAAGAGUUUAAUGUUAUGGUGUUAAAUAAAAUAAAAUUAAGUAUGGCAUUGGAGCUUUGCAAUGCAAGAAAUGUUUUUAAAAUGUGAAUUCAUUAUGCAAUUAUAACUUGCAGUAUUUUCUCUCGACUACCAGUAGUAGACUUGUACUGUAAUAAACCUGUAUGCUGACAUCUUAAGUUGCUACCUUUUUAGUUGUAAAUCCACAUUGAAUCUUUGUUGAGAAAUGGUGUCAUACAUGAGCAAUGGACUUGUGUUUUUAUAAGGAAUGUAAUAAAUUGGUAAAAUGGU
This is a messenger RNA of Morone saxatilis (striped sea-bass), 2018 nucleotides long. It is a transcript of the gene srm, whose product is annotated as spermidine synthase. Gene Ontology annotation, cellular component: cytosol. Gene Ontology annotation, biological process: spermidine biosynthetic process. The record is from RefSeq and is a predicted model, not a curated record. The transcript has 8 exons. Lineage: Eukaryota; Metazoa; Chordata; Actinopteri; Moronidae. Bases 72 to 941 code for a protein of 289 amino acids. Gene Ontology annotation, molecular function: spermidine synthase activity.